Molecule: messenger RNA, 617 nt
Organism: Hordeum vulgare subsp. vulgare (domesticated barley)
Lineage: Eukaryota; Viridiplantae; Streptophyta; Magnoliopsida; Poales; Poaceae
Product: hydrophobic protein OSR8-like
Exons: 2
Coding region: 172-411 (79 amino acids)
Cellular component (GO): membrane
Source: RefSeq, a predicted model, not a curated record
GUCAGAACUUGCAGCCAACCCAGCCCGCACAGGUCGCGAUCUGCCCCCGCAGAGAAACAGAGCCGCGCACGCAUCGUUGUUGGUCGACAUCCCUCCCGCAGUCCACACCUCCGCCUCCGAGUCCGGCGACCGCGAGCAACCCAGCCGGGAGACCGCAGCGAGCGAAGCGCGAUGGGGAUGUGCUCGUGCUGCUGCCGGUGCCUGGAGAUCAUGUGCGCCAUCCUCCUCCCGCCCCUCGGCGUCUGCCUCCGCCACGGCUGCUGCUCCAUGGAGUUCUGGAUCAGCGUGCUGCUCACCAUCCUCGGCUACCUGCCGGGCGUCCUCUACGCCGCCUACGUCAUCUGCUCCGUCGACCCCGAACGCGUCCGCCGCCGCGGCGACAGCGACGACGACUACAUCUACGUCGCCUGAGCGGCAACCAGCCGCUGCUCCUCCCCUCCGUCCCCCGCCGCGUGGUCUCUCUAUGGGAUUAGGUUAGUGGAAUGAACCAGCCAUGUUCCUGCCCCCCUGUAUAUGUAUAUGUAAUGUAUGUGUACACUUUGGAUGACAGCUUAUAUACCUGAAACUGGAUCCAGAUUUGCUGGUACCGUGGAAUGCAAUUACUGCAGUACUGCUUA